Molecule: messenger RNA, 435 nt
Organism: Phytophthora nicotianae INRA-310
Lineage: Eukaryota; Oomycota; Peronosporomycetes; Peronosporales; Peronosporaceae
Exons: 2
Coding region: 1-435 (144 amino acids)
Source: RefSeq, a predicted model, not a curated record
AUGUCGCCUCACCCCGACGACCACUAUAACGAAACUUCCACACCCGGAGCUGAAGUCUCUUUCGACGACGCCGUCAAGACCGCUGCGCUCCAGAUCAAGCCCAACCGUAUCCUCUACACCAGCGUUCUGCUCGCUCUGCUGCAGCCCUUCCAGAGCGGAUGGUCGACCUCGCAGCUCAAUCUUUCCGACUACAACAACACUGACGAGUGCAAUGCCCGUCCCGUCGUCGAAGGCACAUGCACGCUCUUCAGCGGUCACUCUAAGCUCGAGUGGACCUUCGCAGUCAACGCCUGGAUCUUCGGUGCCAUGGUCGCACCGCGUGCGGCAAAGCCUCCAUACAUGUACCCCCAUGUCAAGACAACUUCAGCACCUGAAGUUCAGGAGCAGUUUUUGCCGGAGCAAAGGCUGGAGGCUGAAGUCUCUUCUUCGCAAUAA